Rotaria socialis is the source of this 1419-nucleotide messenger RNA. The record is from the annotation of a GenBank genome assembly. Lineage: Eukaryota; Metazoa; Rotifera; Eurotatoria; Philodinida; Philodinidae.
AUGAAUUCUAAUACUAUUGAUUUGAAUCGAAAAAAACAGAUUACUUCUUCUUCGUCGUUCAUUAACAAUGAACAACAUGGAUAUCAACCAACAACAUUACAACAAAAUGAUCAUGGACGAUAUGCAUAUUUGCCUACAUUUCCAACAGAAUCUAUUCAUCUAAAUGAUUAUCUACUCUUGGCUAAUGUACGAGACACUGAAGAAUUAGCGACACGAUUACACAUAGACAAGUCAAUCAUUACUUUCAAUGCUAAUCAACUUCGACGAAUAUGUUCUUUUCUUCUUACAUUACAUGAAUCAUUUCGACGCACUGUUCUAUGUAAGAAAGAUAUUGCUUUGAAAGAACCAAUACUCGAUUCAAAACAAAUGGCUUUAGUAUUAGAAUUCUAUCUACAAAUAGAUGUGGAUCUAUUCUACAUGAAAACCUGUUCGUUUCGUGGAGCUGAACCGCGAUCGAAGAGUGAAGGUCUAUUCUGUGGAAACGAUGAACCUCAAGCAAGAUAUACAUUCAUUCCAUGUGGUAAUUUAUUUUGUUCAUGUUGUCAUCCGAUACAUAAUUACAACAAAAUUGAAACAUGGCCAGUAAUUGAUUUUGCUUCAAGUUCGAUGCAUCGAUUUCUCAAUGGAUAUACCACUUAUCUCAAUUGUCCAGCAACAUGUACUACAUCGAAUUUAAUCUAUGCCAUGACAUGUCCAUGUGGUCAUUAUGAUUACGUUGACUCGACAGCAGAAACAUUGACUGAUGCUUUAGCUUAUCAUCGAGAACAUGGCAAUAGAAUUAUACAUGAAAAAUUGACUGGUAGUCCAUUAUUUCGAGGAUCAAUAAUGGAUCCCAACGGAAAACAAAACGAAAUCGCCAAUAGAAUGCGUCUCUAUCAGCAUUCAGCUCGAUGUCCAGUAGCACUUCGUUCAUUUCUUGAUUGUAAUCCAAUUUAUUGGUGUUUUAUUCCUGUACUUUGGAGUGAAGCACUAGCAGAAAAUAGUGUUCAUACCCGAGGCACAUCUGAUACCGAUCUUCUAUUGCUUCAAGUGUUGACGAGUACUGCCGUAGGCAAUCGUAGAUUAGCUAACUAUUUAGAUUGUGUACCACUAUCACCAGCCGCCUAUGUCUUCUCAAAUCAACAAGUAAAACAACAACGUUCAUUUUUUCAGCAAUUCAUCUCUUGUACCAAUGAUCAACUGCCCUAUUUAACACUGGACUUAUAUAAAGUAGCAAUUAUUGCCGUGUUACCCGAUAUACGUUCAAUCAUACUUCGAUAUAUCAUUGAAACAUUGUUUAUUAUUCAUGCUGAGACCAAAUUGAAUAUGAUUUGUCCUAUUGGUAUUGAUGCUGAAAAACGCUAUGGUCGUGUCUAUGAUCUUGUUUGGUGUGCUAAUCUAAAACAACCGCCAAUAUCAACCACAAAAUCGAUACAAUGA